CCGUCCGGGGCUGUGCCUCGGCACAAGGAAUUUGAGGCAUUUGGGGGGGUUAUUAACUUCCUCACCCUGUUAUUUCGGAGUUGGGGGGGCUCGAGCCAGAGUCCCACGCGAUGCUGGCUGUGUCAGAGGGAAGGGGCUGCUGUUUUAAAACUCCGGGAUUGGGCUUUUCUCUUCUUCCUUGGCUUUGAUCUAACAUGCGCGGAAGGAAAGCAGCCACCCCCUGUCUCCCUGCCAGCCCCCCGCUGGGGAUCCCGAGCUGGAAAAGCCACCCUGUUCCCACACGGCACUUUGCCCUGGCGCUGCGGAGGUCCCCGGCCACACGUCCACCCCACGCCGCGCUGAAAGGAGCCUUUCAUCAGCCCUGGGGGAGCGGAGACUGUGUGCGAGCAGGGCCGGGAUGCCCUCUCUAAGGAUGCUCUGCUCCGCCGUAAUUGCUGGGAUGUGCUGGGCAACUUCUCCGGGCGGGCGGCCGGCUGGGCCAGGACUGCUGUUGUAUGACCACCCAGUUUCCCUUCCCCUGAGCGAGCGCCUGCCAGCGCUGGAAGCUUGCCGGCUGCUCGCGGUGGGAUGCUCAGGGAGGGGCUGCUUCACACACGGCUCCGCACCAGCCCUGGCAGCGGUUCUGUACUGGGGCUCUUGGGGACAGGCGGGUAAACGGGGGCGGUGGCAAUUAAAACCGCAGCUCAUCUGUGGAGGAAGGGUCAGAGAACGAAGCUGGGAAGGACCACGGUCCCUCCCUGCCCUGCGCAGGCGGAGGAUGAGCAUCCUUGGCUUCUCCCGGGCUUGGCUUCUCCCUCUGUCCCAGGAUGGCAAAGUGACUGCCUCCAGGAUUUCUGUCGGCACAUCCCCAGGAAGAUACGAUGCCCCCCUGCAGUGGGGCAGGGGGUCCCUUCUCCUCUCUCCUCUGGGACAGCAAGGCUGGUGUGGAUUGAUAUGUGCUCCCGACAUCAGGAUGUGAGCCUCCCGACAUCAGGGAGCGAUUCCCAGCAUCUCCCUUGGAUGAUUUUAUUUACACAUCUGGGGUGCCGGGGCCGGACACCAAACCUUCUGCAACACAACAAGCUUGGACUCUAGAUGUCCAACGUGAGCCUGGUGCCAGAGGAACUCAGCUUCGUGCAACCUUCGUGUGCCUGCCAAAACUUUCUGAACCCCCAGCUAAUUUUAGCCGGGCUUGAUGGAGAAGUAGAGCCCUUGGAGACAUCCGGCUCCCACGCGGUUUGGAGACGCUGGCAGCUUGGUGGAUGGGGAAGCGGCUCCUCUCCACCCAAGGCAUGGCGUCUGAGCUGGGCUUCCCAAAAUCGCAUCCCAAGCGCAAACCUGGUGCUGUGACCCUGUUCCUGAGUUGGCGCCGUGCUGGAAGAGGAAGGCAGGAGCCUCCGGCGGGAGCAGCAGCAUCCAGGCCUGGAUGAUGGGUACCCAGGGAGCAGCCCCACCGCUGAAAAGCCCUUUGGUUCCUCAGGGUGCGGGAGAUGAGGGCCAUUAACGUGGGCAUCUGGCAUCUUCAGUAAGUUUUUUCUUGUACUGAGGUGUGGAUGCCUCUGCACAUCUCACCCGGCUGAUAACUCUGAAGCAUAAUGACAGCACGGUGACGAUGGGGCUGGCGGCACUUUGGUGUGAGGCUGUUACAAAAGCUCCCAGAAGAGGAAUCAAAGCUGGGUUCCUCACUCCGGCACUGGCAGCCCCUCGUCUGCGGCAGCUGAGCCCCUCCAAGGGCUGCAGCCUGCCCCCCCCCCCAGAUUUCCCUGGAGCGGAAAGGGGGGGCAUGAUGUGGAAAUCACUGCUAUAAGCCACAGGAGGGUAAAUCAAACGCCUCCUUGCCAGAGCAGGGAACCAAAGGCAGGAGAAGCAGCCAGGAGAGGCUUUUGGUCACCGACCCAGAGUUUGGCACAAAAUCCUGUUUUGAGCUGAUGGUCGGCAAAGCAACACGGGCUCCUCGGCUUUAGUACUUUUUUGCAUUUCGUUUUCUCUGGAAGGAGAACUCCUGGGUUUCACGCUAGGCAGUGGUGCCGGCAGCGGGGCUGUGCCAGGGCUGCAGCGGGCUCUGUGCCACACCAACGCGACGCUGCAGAUCGGAGCCGAGGGGGCGAAGGGGCACUUUUGGCACCCCGCAUGACACCUCCUCUGUCUACCAGAUGGUGAUGAGGCAGCAGCUCCUGGCUUGGACCUCGGCCGGUCCAGCGCUCCCCCAGCUCUCGGUCGGAGCUGCAAGGAGCCGGGCACCUGGCUUUGUUUUGGCAUUCGCCAGCGGCACUGACUUCAAAGGGAACGGUCCAACCGGGAUGGGAUGGAGCCAAACCUGGGGUCUGGGCAUGGAAGAAACCCACAGCACCCAGGGAAGAUUAAGAACCAUGAGCUUUACUGCAAAGACACUGCCAGAAGGUGUUUCCUCCAGGCACCAGCUGGCAUCUAGCACGGCUUUAAAGCUUCGUCACAUCUUGGGGAGGGACCAGCAGCCGCCCCGGCACCUCGCCAGCUCUCCUCCCCAGCUGUUUUCUCCUCCGCUCGACAGCUUUUGGAAGUCUUCCCUUGCUCGGGAUAAAGAAGGGAAGUUGGUCAUGCCGAAGGCUUCGCACACGUGGUAACCUCUGCCCCCCCCCUCCCUGCGGCUGGGCGCUGCUGCCGAAAGCGUGGGCUGCGUGACUUUCCAUCCAGACGGUUCCCAUCAAGGCCCGGAGGUGGAGGCUGGAUGGUUUAAGUGAGGCAUGGCUUUGCAAAACCAUGUGGGGAUGAGUGGGACGGCCCCUUUUCAUUUGAGGUGGAAAACAAAGCCUGCCGCAGAUACUUUUGCAAGGUGUUGGAAGUGCGGCUUCCUCCAAUAGAGCCCUGGCUUCCCUUCCCCUGGCUCCCGGGGGACCCCAGAUGUGAAUGGGGCACUUCCUGUCGUGGCAGGUAUUGAGAAACACAUCUGAGGUGGCUUUUGUCCUCGGUCUGCGGGCGAGGAGGUGGGGGACCCGCUCUGCUGCGUGCCAAAACCCAACCAGCCCGGCCGAGCAUCCCGGUCCCCAGUAGCAUCCGAGGAUGGCGAAGCAGCCAGGGCUCAAAAACGAGCAGAAGCGGGGCAGCGCUGAGCUCCGGCCACGCAAACCUCUGCCCCGGAGAUGUGUUGCCUCAACGUGCUGUGGGGAGCAGGCUGAGGUGCCUGUAGGAAGCCAGAGUGAUUAGCCGGAGCGGUUUAGCAAAGGUCACCCCGUCCCCAGCUCUGCGGGACUCCUCAGCAGCGUGUGCUGCAGACUGGGGGGGGUCUGAUGGGGCAGAUCCCCUCCCCAGACCCCCCUUUCCUUGAAAAGCAUCCUUGGAGGUGGGCUGCUGGGACUCGGGGGCUCCAUGGCUGUUCCUAGGGGGCUUAGAGAUCCCCAUCACCCUAAAAACCAGAAGUAACCCUGAGGGGUGGAAGGCGGGGGAGAUUUUCGCUUUCGGUCUUUCAAGCGGAGCCUGGUGCCGGGGCAGAGGCCCUGCAAGGAGGAGGAUGGAGGAUGCUCUCCGGGCAGCCCGGUGACGGUGAGCCCCUCACCGGGGUUGGAUGGCUGGAGGGUAGGCGCCGCACAUCCAGCCUCUGAUUGACACCCGCUUGAUAUAGCAAGCGAAAAACCUCAAAGCGAAAACGGUGGCGGAGCUAAUGGCACAACAGGAUGUGACCAAAAUAAAAGAACAUCUCGUCCUCGUACCGCCUUCUCUGUUGCAAACCAGCCCCAGGAACCUCCCGUUUCUCAAUAAUUUAAAGAAAACGACCUCCAAAUCAGCUUUUUCUUCAGCUUUCCAAGGAGGGCCGGCAGCUUUCCUGAUCACCACCCCGUACUCGCUCUGCGUCUGCCCCGAGGGCCAGAACGUCACCCUGACCUGCCGGAUCAGCGGUCCCCUCGCCAACCACCAUGACCUCCUCUACAAAACCUGGUACUUCAGCAGCAAUGGUGACCAGAGAUGCUCCGAGAAGAAGCACAUCCGCAACGUCACCGAGAAGGAGCUGCACCAUGACCUGGGCAGGCACCAUGAGCUACUGGGCAACGGCACCCCAAAAUCCCCCCUCAGGGGGCAAGCCAGCAGCCAUCACGGAGUGGAGUUUGUCCACGACCACCACGGUGCCUUUCACAUCGUGGUGAUGAACCUGACGCUGCAGGACAGCGGGAAUUACUGCUGCUAUGCUGUGGAGGCCAGGUGGGAGCACGGCAAGCCCAAGCCUCAGCGUGCCGCUUACGGUUUCGUGGAGCUGCAGAUCCUGCAAGGCAGGGGAGGGCUUCAAAACUGCACGUUUCAUACCGCCGCCAGCAAAGAUAUCACGGCCGCUGCGCUGGCAACGGGUGCCUGCAUCGUGGGCAUCCUCUGCCUGCCCCUCAUCCUCCUCCUGAUUUACAAGCAGAGACAAGCGGCCAGCAGCAGACGUGCCCAUGAGCUCGUCAGGAUGGAGAGUGCCCAGGGCAUCGAAAACCCCGUCUUCGAGGAGGUCCCCUCGGGGAGCGCGGAGCCGCGGCCCCGACCCCAGCUCUCCUACAUGGCCAGCCGACAGCCCUCCGAGUCUGGCCGGCAUCUGCUCUCCGAACCCGGCACCCCCCUGUCCCCCUCCGGCCCCGGGGACUGCUUCUUCCCCACGCUGGAUCCUGUUCCCGACUCGCCCAAUUCCUUGAAAGCCUAAAGACCCCGGAGGAAGCCACAUCCCCCAGCUGGGAGAGGCCAGGCAGCUGCCGUGCCGCGCUCGCCCAGCUGAGACCCCCGGGACGGGGACAGCACGGCCAGGGACAGCAAAGCCUUAACAAAUGAAGCCGGGAGCAGGAUCCCUGCCCUCGCCUCCUGUCCUGGCUCUGCCCUGGGGCUGGAAUUGAACGGCUCUCGCACGGAUUUCGGUUUUUAACUACCAAUUUCUAUGGAGAAAGAGUACGGCUCUGCACUGCUCACGUUCGACGGACUAGCUGAAAAUCGGGGAAGGAAGGAACACCCGCACCUGCAAAGCUCCCCCAGGAUUUAACUUAUUGCCAGGGAUUUAAGCUCCACAACAUCGACCUGUUUCCGCGUCUUUGACUGAAGAUCCUCUCCGGGAGUGGAUGGUAAAGUAUUUUAUCCACCGCGAGACAAAACAGGGUCACCGGCCACCCUUGUACUACCUUUUUCUUUGCAAAACAGGAAGGGGAGAGGCUCCCUGCUGCUGACGGAGCCCUCCUUCCUCACCAGCCUUUUGAGACGGCCACGGACUUGCGAGGCUGCUGCGUUUUCAGCUGGGCACACAUCAGGAGGAGCCUUAUUUCUGCUGCAGUUUUAUCCUGGGCUUGGGAUCAGGGGAAUUUAUCUUUCUGUUUGUUUCAUUAUCAGU
Chroicocephalus ridibundus (black-headed gull) is the source of this 5299-nucleotide messenger RNA. It is a transcript of the gene VSIR, whose product is annotated as V-set immunoregulatory receptor. Gene Ontology annotation, biological process: regulation of immune response; negative regulation of alpha-beta T cell activation. Gene Ontology annotation, cellular component: plasma membrane. Lineage: Eukaryota; Metazoa; Chordata; Aves; Charadriiformes; Laridae. The record is from RefSeq and is a predicted model, not a curated record. The coding region runs from base 3617 to 4627 and encodes 336 amino acids. The transcript is spliced from 7 exons.